ACCGGAUAGGGUGAAAGAAUGUCGAGAAGAUAUAAUAAAGGUAUUGGAUCAUUACAACAUCAUCAUAACGCUACUGCAUAUCAAAAUUUAAGCAAUACUAUCAAUGAUAAUCAAUUACAAGCUGUGAAACAACAAUUAGACGUAUUUAAAGACUAUUUAAAAGAAUUCUCUAUAAAACAUCGUAAAGAUAUUGAAUCAAACGUUGAAUUUAGGAAUAGAUUCACUCAAAUGUGCGCCACUAUCGGUGUCGAUCCUCUCAACAUAGCCAGAGGUAGUUUAUUUAGUAACUUAACAGGUAUCUCAGAUUUCUAUCUAAGUUUGGCUGUCCAGUUGGUUGAUAUGUGUAUUUCUACAACAACUCUCACUGGUGGUCUUGUUAGACUAUCAGAUAUACUCAAAGCACUUUCAAUUAAGAGAAAUACAGAGAUUACGUUGAGCGAUAUUCAAAAAGCAAUUAAAAUUCUUCAGCCAUUGCACGAUAAUCAACAUCUUUAUGAGAUUAUACCAAUUAAUCAAAUACUAUACCUUCGUUCACAACCAAAGGAGCUAAAUAAUGAUCAAAUGUUGUUGCUCACCUCUGCUUCUACUAAUAAUGGCUGGGUUGAUCAGUCUCUACUUCAGUCUAACGGUUGGUCAAUCGAUAGAGCUAGAAACUCAUUAAGACAGGCUGUCAUGGAUGAUGGCAUUGUUUGGAUUGAUAAUCAAGAACCUCAAAUCAAAUACUACUUCCCUGCAUUAUUUCAAGGUGUCGUUAACACUGUUGUAUAAAUACUAUGCAUGCAUUAUGUUAUUAUAAUUUUACUUCAGCAGCUGGUAGAUUUUUACCAAGCCAAUCGAUAUCCAUUAACCAAUCUAAUAGUCCCUGAUCACCGUCAUAUACUUGUGAUUGAAUGUAUACUUCUUCUGCUGUUAUUGCACGUAUACGCGGAAGAGAGUGAGUCAAAUAUUGUAUUAGAGAUUUCUUGGCCGCUUGAUAAUCAUAUUUAUAAAACAGCGUCGCAACAAUUUUCAUUCCGAUUGUUAUUCUAUUGAUUACUUUCGAUUUUUGACAAUAUUUAGAAUUGAAUGCGACAAUCUCUGACAGAUCAUCACAACAAACAUCUCUUUCAUCAAGGACGACAAACAGCGUGUUAGCUAACCCAGUAAAGAAACUUGUUUUCGUGUUGCUUUCGGAUAACAUGAUCGACCGCUUAACGACGUCAUCUAGAAGAUUAUCCGCGAGACCAAGUAUAGCCAUCCUAGAAUUAUAAACAGAUAUUUCAUUUUUACUUAUAAGAGCUAAUCCUAAGCCCAUGAGUAUAUCAUCUCUUAACUUUGACUCCUGCUGGUAGAGUGUAACUACAUGUUCAAAGAUCUUCGAAGAUGAGUACACAUCUUCUGUGUCUUUCCUUGUAUUAUAGAAGAAAUCACGUAAAGAAUUGGUCGUUUGAGUGUCAUUGAUUAGCUUUUUAUCAAUCAUAUUCUCUAACUCUUCAAUGGCGACCCAACGACUAGUGUAGAUAUUAUCGAGACUGAUUCCUACGAGUCUACUGACAACUUUAUCCACAAAGGAUGGCUCUACGUUCUCACUUAAGCAAAUAGUCAACCCUUUGGCACAAGACUGCCGAAUCCAUGCACCAACAUCACCCCUUUGGUCCAUACUAUAAUCCCAUAAACCAUUAUAAAGUGUCUGUAAGAUUGUGUGCUGUUGAGAAGUACAACUUGUGUACAAUUUAGACAACGAUUCGUAUGCAUUCAACCGACAUUCUACUACGGUUUUACUACUGACUAUACUAAGUAGACAAUUCAAGGAGACGUUUAAUAGUGUUACUUCAUUGUAAUAAAGGUAUCCUAGUGAGAGUGCUAUCGAUUGUUGGAAGAAUCCUUCAGAAGACUGGAAAUCAUCGAUCAUA
This is a messenger RNA of Wallemia mellicola CBS 633.66, 1892 nucleotides long. RefSeq names its product winged helix DNA-binding domain-containing protein. The transcript has a single exon. Gene Ontology annotation, cellular component: ESCRT II complex. The record is from RefSeq and is a predicted model, not a curated record. Gene Ontology annotation, biological process: protein transport to vacuole involved in ubiquitin-dependent protein catabolic process via the multivesicular body sorting pathway. NCBI's taxonomy places the organism in Eukaryota, Fungi, Basidiomycota, Wallemiomycetes, Wallemiales, Wallemiaceae. The coding region runs from base 19 to 768 and encodes 249 amino acids.